AUGCAUUUUAAGUCUAUUGCACCUAUUCCUUCUUCAAAGGAAUUUUUAGAUAUUGUUUUAUCCAAAACUCAGCGUAAAACACCGACAGUUAUUCGUCCGGGAUUUAAAAUUUCUCGUAUUCGGAGUUUUUAUACUCGUAAGGUUACAUUUACAAAAGAUACAUUGGAAAAAAAGCUUCAAGAUAUUCUUGAUGAAUUUCCUCGACUGGAUGAUCUUCAUCCAUUUUACGCAGACUUACUAAAUGUUUUAUAUGAUAAAGAUCAUUUUAAGAUUGCUUUAUCACAUAUUGCAACAGCAAAACAUCUUAUUAAUACAGUAGCACGGGAAUAUGUUCGUCUACUUAAAUAUGGAGACAGUUUAUAUCGCUGCAAACAGCUAAAAAGGGCAGCACUUGGACGAAUGGCGACAAUUUUGCGUCGUCAAAGCCAGGUUUUAACAUACUUAGAACAAGUUCGUCAGCAUCUUGCAAGGCUUCCUUCAAUAGAGCCAAAUACUCGGACUUUACUUAUUUGCGGCUUACCUAAUGUCGGAAAAUCAUCUUUUAUGAAUAAAAUAACGCGGGCAGAUGUCGAAGAAGCUCCAUAUCCUUUUACAACAAAAUCUCUUUUUGUUGGUCAUAUGGACUAUAAAUAUUUGAGAUGGCAAGUGAUUGAUACUCCAGGUAUUCUGGAUCAUCCAUUAGAAGAUAUGAAUACUAUAGAAAUGCAAAGUGUUACUGCACUAGCUCAUCUUCGAGCAUGUAUCCUUUAUUUUAUAGAUUUAAGUGAGCAUUGCGGGUAUCCUCUCGAAUCUCAAGUAAAAUUAUAUCAUAGUUUAAAGCCUCUUUUUUCUAACAAAGUUACCAUGAUUAUUAUUAAUAAAAUAGAUCUUAUGCAUCCGAAUAAUUUAGAUGAAAAAAGUAAAGCAUUGCUUCAAUCAAUUUUGGAUGAUGAGAAUGUACAAAUGGUUGAAACUAGUUGUGUAACCGAAGAAGGAGUAAUGAAUGUAAGAAAUAUAUGCUGUGAUAAACUACUAGAAUCCAGAAUAGAAGAAAAGCUUAAAGAUAAAAAGGCAGACAAUAUUAUGAAUAGAAUUCAUCUUGCAAAACCUAUAAUAAGGGACAAUAUUGAAAGAUUACCAAUCAUACCAGAUGGUUUAAAAGAUAGAAAACCAUAUGAUUGGAAUGAUCCUAAUAGAAGAAAAUUAGAAAAAGAUAUAGAAAUGGAACAUGGAGGUCCAGGUGUAUACAAUAUUGAUCUUAAAAAAAAUUACAUACUUGAGAAUCCUGAGUGGAAGUUAGAUAUUGUACCUGAAUUAUUCAAUGGAAAAAAUAUAUAUGACUUUAUCGAUCCUAAUAUUGAAACCAAACUUGCUGAAUUGGAAGAAGAAGAAAAAAGACUCGAACAAGAAGGCUUUUAUGAUUCCGACGAAGAAAUUAAGAAUGAAGAAGAUAUUAAAAUAUUAGAAAAAGCUAAAUUUCUUAAAGAAAGAAAUGACUCUAUAAAAAGAAAAGCUAAAUCUAAAAAAGCAUUAAACAAUAGAGCUAUCCUUCCUCGUACUAUUGGUCUAAAAUCGGUUUCAGAAAUGAGUAAACAUUUAACAUCAAUUGGAUUAGAUACAUCAUUUAUACAUGAGCGUUUAAAUUCACAUUCAAAGAAAAUCUCAAGUUCAAAACAACUAAAUGAAGAUAUUAAAAUGAAAAAUGUUUCUAAUGAAUCGUAUUCUAGAGUUCCAAAUAAAAAUCGUAAUUCUAAUGGUAUCGCUGAUCCUUUGACAAGAUCAAAGGCGGAAAAACUAGCUAGAUUAUAUCAGCGUAAAUUAAAGCAUCUUGCCAUGGCAUCAGAAAGCGAUAGACGUGUUUUUAAUAAAAAACCAAAACAUCUUUUUUCAGGAAAACGUAAGGCAGGAAAAACAGAUAGACGUUAAUAUUAAUAUUCGAUUAUUAUAUAAUAUUAAAACAAAAUGUAGAAAAAUA
Messenger RNA from Pneumocystis murina B123, 1954 nucleotides. RefSeq lists its product as hypothetical. The record is from RefSeq and is a predicted model, not a curated record. The transcript is spliced from 9 exons. NCBI's taxonomy places the organism in Eukaryota, Fungi, Ascomycota, Pneumocystomycetes, Pneumocystales, Pneumocystaceae. Gene Ontology annotation, biological process: ribosomal large subunit biogenesis. Bases 1 to 1905 code for a protein of 634 amino acids. Gene Ontology annotation, molecular function: RNA binding; GTPase activity; GTP binding. Gene Ontology annotation, cellular component: nucleolus.